ACGCAGUGACGAAAUCGGCAAUGUUCUUCUUUGCGGCAACACUGCUACUGGUGAUUGCCGAAGUUUGCUACUUCGCUACACACGUUACCCGUCCAAAACCCAGACUCUGCGUAUUCGUCGCCGGGGUGGUUUUCAUAGUUUCCGGUCUCCUGAUGCUUGUUGGCAUGGUAAUGUACAUUUCCGUUUUUAAGGCUGAAGUGGGAAGCAAGCUCAGGGCAAGAUCCUCUUUUCAGGGACCACCUUUUAGCUACAAGUACGGUUUCUCAUUUUUACUUUACGUUAGUGGAUUUGUCACAACGGAAGUAGCUGGCACAUCGGCUAUUUUUUUAUACAUCUCCUGGCACCAGCGAGAGCUCGUGAAUGACAACUCGAGGCGUAAAAAUUAUGCGGGAGUUUAUCAUUUGGACAAUCAUCUUCAACAUGGUAAUUAUCAUAAUCAUGGGCAUGGUGGAUUUUUGUGCGAGAGACAUCAAAAGAGGUAUUUUUUUGGAAGAGAUUCCGUGGAUCAAGUUGAUUUUGAUGAAUUUCUCCCACCACCACCAAGUGUUGAUUAUCACGAAUACACCAGAAAUCUUCCUCGAGAUCUUACGACACAAACGGUCAGUACGACCGCUGAUGUAUUACAAGAGGAAUAUAGUCCAAGUGUUCAUCAUGAAUUUGUAACCUUCUCCCUCGAAGAACCUCUUCCGCCCAUGCCAGUCAGAUCGGAGUGGCCCCUUGACACUCUGAGAAGAACAACCCCCGUCUGAUAUAGUGUCAGAUACGCGAAGCUGAUUCAAGGCUUCGAGACAGACUCGAGCGACGAGCAAACCGAAUACGAAACUGAAAAUCAAAACGAAGAAAUUUCAGUUCAAGAAGAUAAUUACGAUUUUGAUUCAGAGGAAAAACAAAAACUCUGUGACCAGUGAAUCAGUGUAACAGAAUAUUAGAGACAAAAAAACUAGUUUCAAAUCUAAAAAACAGUGAUUCAAAACUCGUAUCGAGAUAAGGGAAGAAAAGACUGAUUUUUCAGGAAAGAAAAAAAAGAAUCCUCAAUAGAAAAAUCUUUAUAUUAUUUAAAUCGUUAAAAAAAAAAUCGAUUCGAAAAUCGAAUUUUUACCCAUUCAAGAAAAAAACGUG
Messenger RNA from Leptopilina heterotoma, 1119 nucleotides. RefSeq lists its product as uncharacterized. The annotation marks the transcript as partial. Gene Ontology annotation, molecular function: voltage-gated calcium channel activity; channel regulator activity. The transcript is spliced from 6 exons. The record is from RefSeq and is a predicted model, not a curated record. Gene Ontology annotation, cellular component: AMPA glutamate receptor complex; postsynaptic density membrane. NCBI's taxonomy places the organism in Eukaryota, Metazoa, Arthropoda, Insecta, Hymenoptera, Figitidae. Gene Ontology annotation, biological process: neurotransmitter receptor internalization; postsynaptic neurotransmitter receptor diffusion trapping; regulation of AMPA receptor activity.